This is a messenger RNA of Aspergillus ibericus CBS 121593, 1745 nucleotides long. RefSeq names its product leucine-rich repeat domain-containing protein. Bases 234 to 1745 code for a protein of 503 amino acids. The record is from RefSeq and is a predicted model, not a curated record. Gene Ontology annotation, molecular function: protein binding. The transcript is spliced from 2 exons. Lineage: Eukaryota; Fungi; Ascomycota; Eurotiomycetes; Eurotiales; Aspergillaceae.
CGCCAGCCAGAAUUCCCCUGAAAUCGUUCCAUGAUCCAUCUGUCCAUCCGGAAGUCUCCAUCCGACAAUCGAUCGACAUUCCAUCGGACGUCAUGAUCCGAUGGUGAUGUGAUUCCCUUUCCCACUGACACCCCGUCUACCUACCCUACCAGUUAUCUACCCAGCGCAUCCCCUUAACAUCUCAUCAAUAUUCCUCCAACUCGUGUCAGCAUCAAACUCCUUAAUCCAACACAAUGGACCACGAAAUCCCCCUCCCCCCACCGCCGCGCAUCCGUCACCGCGCCUCACCCACGCGACACCCUUCCGCGCCACGCAAUCAUCACCGCUACUUCGAUGACCGGUCCAGUCAACCGCCCUCCAGUGACCCGGCGUUGUUCUCCAGCGAUGAUAUCCCCGCCUCCGGACUCGAGAAUUAUCACGCGCCGGGACCGGCUGGGAGUCGGAAGCGUCGGUACCGCGGCACCUGGUGGGGGGAGAUGGUCAAAGACAAGGAUGCGAAGCGCAAGCGCGCGGAUUUCAAGGAUAAGCGGUUGGUGGAUAGUGGGGUGUGGAUGGGGAGUGAUGAUUCGGGGUUUUUGUUGUCGGAUGCGGAGUUGGGGGAGGAGUUGUUGAAAGAGAAUGCCAGUGCCAGUGCCAGUGCCAAUGCGAAUGCGAAUGAUAAUGCGCCGGGUGCGCAAACGCAGAUGCAGAUACAACCGCAACAACCACAGCGAGGCGUGGGCGUGUUCCGACGGACGGUGGAGGAAGAACCGCGCGAGCAGCAAAUCGCGCGCACCAUCGUGAACGACUGUCUCGAGAGGGGAGAAGAUAGCGUGGACUUAAGCGGCUACAACCUCCGCAGCAUCCCCCCGAACCUCCUCCUCCCCCUCCAACACCUAACCAAACUCCCCAGCAUCAAAGAACCCCCGAUCAGCGAAGACGUCUACACCUCGCUACAACCCUUCCUCCGACUCUUCCUGGCGGGCAACGCCCUCCCCACCAUCCCAGGGGAACUCUUCACCCUUGACGCCCUCCGCGUCCUCAGUCUCCGCUACAACAAACUCACCGACAUCCCCCCGGCGAUCCGCAAACUCACCCUCCUCCAAGAAGUUAACCUCUCCGUGAACCGUCUGCAAACCCUCCCCUGGGAACUCCUCUGGUUGAUUCGCAAAGGGGAUCUCAAACAUCUCAUCGUACGGCCGAAUCCGCUCCUCCAGAUCGAAGAGCAGGAGAUCACGACCUGGCAUGUCUCCCCAGAGAACCUGAACUCCUGUACAUACGACACACCCCCACCAGAAGAAUCCUGGGCCCCAAUCCACGUCGCCACGGGCCCAGUGACACGCUACAACGCCGAGGGCGUGCCCCUCGAUCCCCAACCAACCUCAUUCUCACCUUCAUCCUCAUCCUCAUCCCCAACCCCCAAACAAGAAACCACCCGCGUCCCAUCCCUCCGCGAACUCUCCCUCCUCUCAUUCAGCCGCUCCCCUUACCCCGAUCUCCUCUCCUCCGAAGAAAUAGAUACCUUCCCCGCGCUCAUGGGCCGGUUACUCCGGACGGCUAAAGAGGUGCGCAGUGCGGGCGGCCGGUCGUGCUCGGUGUGUCAUCGGGCGUUUGUCAUGGCGCGGAUGGAGUGGAUUGAGUGGUGGGAUUGUAGUACGUAUGAGAAUGGGUUGAAGGGACCGAGGGGCUCGGGGGAGAGGUUGCGUCCGUUGCCGUUUCGGAGGGUUGGGUGUAGUUGGGGGUGUGGGCCGGAGGCUACGGUGUAG